AUGGUAAAUACUUCGUUUCUCUUCUGUGGUGCAGUAUUGCUGGUGUGCACUAUUAUAGCCGUAAUUUUGGAAAUACAGGCUAAUCAAAGCAAGACUGUCCUUAACAAGGAAAAGUUGCAAGAAUUUCCAUUGGUUGGUAAGACUAUUUUGACUCACAACACAGCUGUCUAUAGAUUUGGAUUACCAAAGAAAGAUCAAGUUUUGGGUUUGCCAAUUGGUCAACAUAUUUCUGUUCAAGCUAAUAUUAAUGGUAAGGAAAUUGUAAGAUCAUACACACCAACCUCUUUGGAUUCUGAUUCAGUUGGAUUCUUUGAGCUAUUGAUCAAGUCUUAUGAAAAGGGUAACAUUUCCAAGCACUUUGCUGAACUAAAAAUUGGUGAUAAAAUCAAAGUUCGUGGUCCAAAGGGGUUCUACCAAUAUGUUCCUAACAUGUGUGAAGAAAUCGGUAUGAUUGCAGGUGGUACCGGGAUUGCACCAAUGUACCAAAUCAUGAAAGCUAUAUUUGCUAAUGAUGCGGACAAGACCAAGGUCUCCUUGGUUUAUGGUAACCAAACUGAAGAAGACAUAUUGUUGAAGAAAGAAUUAGAUGCCUUUGUUGCCAAGAAACCAGAUCAAUUCAAGAUUUACUACAUGUUGGAUAAGGCACCAGAGUCUUGGACUGGAGGUGUUGGCUAUAUUACUGCUGACAUUAUGAAGGAUCAUCUUCCAACUCCAGCUGAUGGUGUUCAAUUGCUAGUAUGUGGCCCACCUCCAAUGGUUUCCUCAAUCAAGAGAAAUGCCGUCUCCAUUGGGUUCCAAAAGGCUAAACCCAUUUCUAAGAUGGGAGACCAAAUUUUCGUCUUCUGA
Molecule: messenger RNA, 846 nt
Organism: Kluyveromyces marxianus DMKU3-1042
Lineage: Eukaryota; Fungi; Ascomycota; Saccharomycetes; Saccharomycetales; Saccharomycetaceae
Gene: CBR1
Product: cytochrome-b5 reductase
Exons: 1
Coding region: 1-846 (281 amino acids)
Cellular component (GO): plasma membrane; endoplasmic reticulum
Molecular function (GO): oxidoreductase activity
Source: RefSeq, a predicted model, not a curated record